This is a messenger RNA of Camelina sativa (false flax), 305 nucleotides long. Lineage: Eukaryota; Viridiplantae; Streptophyta; Magnoliopsida; Brassicales; Brassicaceae. The record is from RefSeq and is a predicted model, not a curated record.
GUCGAAGCUCCGGAGAAAAUCGAGAAAAUCGGAUCCGAAAUCUCCUCCUUAACCCUCGAAGAAGCUCGCAUUCUCGUCGAUUACCUCCAGGACAAGUUCGGUGUCUCCCCACUGUCCUUAGCUCCUGCUGCAGCGGCUGUUGCUGCUCCGGCAGACGGUGGUGCGGCGGCUGUUGUGGAGGAACAGACUGAGUUCGAUGUGAUUAUCAACGAGGUUCCGAGUAGUUCGCGUAUCGCAGUGAUUAAAGCUGUGAGGGCUUUGACCAGCUUGGCGUUGAAGGAAGCUAAGGAGCUUAUCGAAGGGUU